UUACACGGCGUUACGCAACAUACUAGGAAGCGAAGAAUGAAGGGCAAGUGGCACACAGCGCAUGAAUAAGCAGUACUACAUUUGCGUUUGGGGACACUGCGACUCGGGCACUAAAACAUUAUUUAGUUUCUUAAGCCUAAAAAUGUCAUCGGCAUGCAUACGUCGGACGCUGGUUGCUGUCUCGCAGAGUUUUAUACCAUCGAGCUGUAAUUUUUUAGCUUUCGGUUUGCAUUUUUCUCCGUCACCGGCUGCACGGGACCGACAAACGGCCUACACUAAUAACCGACGCUUCAGCUCCUUCACCCGGAUACUGAGGUCAGAAAACAAGGUGACAGUCAAUUUUAUCAAUCGCGAUGGACAGAAGAUAACUGUGAAAGCGGCUCCUGGUGACUCUCUACUUGACGUUGUCAUUGAACAGAACUUAGACAUUGAUGGAUUUGGUGCCUGUGAGGGAACUCUGGCUUGUUCCACUUGUCACCUGAUCUUCGAGGAGGAUGUCUACAACAAGCUUGGGCCAAUCACAGAUGAGGAGAUGGACAUGCUGGAUCUGGCCUAUGGGCUGACCGAUACGUCUCGUCUUGGUUGCCAGAUCUGCCUCACGAAGUCCCUGGAAGGAAUAACAGUUCGUGUACCAGACAGUGCCGUGGACAUCCGGCAGCCCACCGAUGCAGGCACAUCCAGCUCAGCUUAGAUUCCCUGAAUGAACACAGCUCAGCUGUGACUAGACUGCCCCUGUAAUGGAUAAUUAUAUAAAUAUGAUUUCACAUGAAUUACAGUGGUCCUAUAAUGACUUGAAUCCGUGGUGUCAGUUGUGCAGGUUUAUGAUGUUGCAGAAAUCUGACUGAACCUGCAUAUAUAGCCUAUGUUGCACAGAAGGGACAUCGAUGGGCUUUGGGAAAGAUAUGGAUUUCUAAUUAAGUUGUGUCAAGGUCAACAAAUUUAGAGUCAGGUAACUGUGGGUUACAAUGAUAAUAGGCUGCAGGGGGACCGGCAGCAUUUAUAAUGAUAUACAGGUUUGUGAAACGUCCUUCCGUCCACAAGCUGUGCUGAUUUUCGAGUUUCUACACGCCUCUGUUUGUCAUACUGAUGACCAUUCAAAACAAACAAACAAAACUCAAAGGCAAACAAAGAACAAGGGCCAGUUUUAGUUUGUUUUAGCACAGCAUUGCUUAAAAAUGGAUGUAUUUUAUUUUUGGAAAUCAAAUAGAAAGUAAAAUUAACUUUACCUCUUGCAUAAGCUCACGUAGUAUAAGUAUACUCUUUUAAAAAGCUACAGUUUUUAAGUGAUUAAAAAAAUUCUAAACAAAAUGUGUCCAAGCUGACUGCAGUGAAACAUGGCCCGUUUGAGUCCAGAUGUUUUCCAGGGUCUGACAACUGAUCACAAACAGUUUCUCAACACUAUUAAAAAAAGAAGAAAACAGUACAAUUGGCUGUCAAGUUGAAGACAAUCGAAGAAAUGUUCUGUUAUCCAUAGUGCUUGUUAUACUGAAUGGAUCUGAUCAAAUAAUGAAUGUGUCAGUCUGUAGGAAACCUGGACUGGGAGACCGUCUGAUUCUGAACAGAAUAUAUCACACUGUACAAGCGUCCUGUUCUUUGCCCACAGGGCUCAUAAAUCAGCAAACACAAAUGGGACCCACCAGGACCCAGACUCUGCCAUGGGCAACUACAGACAUUCUCCAUACAUGAAUGGACAGGAUUUAUAGUUGAAAUUGGUCUUAUGAUGUAUCUCAAUUUGCGAGCAAACUUGGUUUAGAUGCCGAUAGAUUUGGAGAAUAAUCAGGGAUCAGCAAGUCAUAUAAUAAUUGAUAUUAAUGAAGGUGAAAAAUUACCAGUGUUUUUCAUAUCAAAACUACACUAUUAAUAUCUAUAACAAAAAUAAGAAAUUAACUUCAUUCAUAACAUUAUAAAGAUAGUAAAUGUAUAAAAUGAUUUAUGUGGCAGAAAUGGUGUCUGUCUACCUUGUACCUAAUUAGUCAGGGAUUUUGAGCAGAAUACAGUCAUUUUGAAAGGAUUCUCUGAUCUGAGUACAGAUAUAAACCCUCAUCUAAUGUCCACAAAUUCCAAGGCAAAAUGUAGUAGGCCAAGGCUUCACAGGUCACAUGGAUUCUGCUUGUUCUUCUGAAUACUUACCUGUGACUCAGUGCAAUUACAGCAGCAUUACCACAAACUAAUGUGCAGGGUUUCUUUAAAUGACUCAAGUUCUUCUUCCUUGGCAGCGACUUGCUGCCAUUCCUUGUACAGCUGACAUUUUUUUCAGAUGAAAUACAGAUGUAGUGAUGUGUCAAACGAGGCGAGGUUGGCGAGGAUAGCUAGUCGCAUGUAAAAAGAAUCCUCUCUGCAUUUUAGUGCCUGGAUGCCAUGUUUUUGUUAAAGUUACCCGAGGCUGUCUACACUUUCAGUCAUGUUUCGCUUGGAGACAACUAGAAAAUAAAUGUGAUUCCUGUUCUGA
Paramormyrops kingsleyae is the source of this 2449-nucleotide messenger RNA. RefSeq names its product adrenodoxin-like. NCBI's taxonomy places the organism in Eukaryota, Metazoa, Chordata, Actinopteri, Osteoglossiformes, Mormyridae. Gene Ontology annotation, cellular component: mitochondrion. The record is from RefSeq and is a predicted model, not a curated record. Gene Ontology annotation, molecular function: 2 iron, 2 sulfur cluster binding; electron transfer activity. Gene Ontology annotation, biological process: P450-containing electron transport chain.